AUGUCAGGACUUUACUCAAAUAGCACUACAAAGAGCGCCAAGCCUGGAAGCUCAAUACCCGCUAGCUCUGAAGGGAAUGCUGCUGUGACUUCCAGCGCUGCCGCUUCAUCACUUUCUUCCGGCGACCCUGGCACUCUUUCGACUGUUAAAACAUCUCCGUGGUCCAGCACCACUCCUUCAGGAUCUGCCAAGUCACAAUCUUCUGCGGAGAAACCAGCUACGCCCUUUUCGAUGUCUACUAUUUCUUCCGAACCUGUGCCUACUGUGACGGGCCAAACAAGCUCUAACUCUUUUACUGAAGAUGUAACUGAGACAGAAAUAGUGACGAGUGCUGCUCCUCUUGUCCCAACGCGCUCUAACAGCAUGAACGUAUUAUCCGGAACCUCAAACUCCAACACAGCUACCAAUAGUGAGUCUGCUGCUACUUCCGAAUCGAAGGUUGAAAAUACAGCUACUAUUCUAGGUGGGUCUAAUAUCAACUCAGCAGGCACACCAGUUGGCACACCAGUUGGCACGCCAGUUGGCACACCAGUUGGCACAUCAGUUGGCACACCAGUUGGCACACCAGUUGGCACACCAGUUGGCACACCAGUUGGCACACCAGCAGGUUCUCCAGUUGGCACACCAGUUGGCUCUCCAGUUAGCACACCGGCAGGCUCUCCAGUUGGCUCUCCAGUUGGCACACCAGUUGGCACACCAGCAGGUUCUCCAGUUGGCACACCAGUUGGCACACCAGCAGGUUCUCCAACGCUCGACAGUCCAACCGCCGUACCAAACUCAAACAAUGGUUACGACGGCAAUAGUAGCCCAGGUGAACCUUCCACCACCGCAAAUCCUGAUAAUAACCAAGGUUCUCCACAUAACAGUGAUGAAAAUCCAUCAAGCUCUAGCGAGCAAAGUAUCAAUAGUUUUGCUUCGAUAACAGCAGGAUUUGGUCUUCAAUCACAACCUGGCGACGAAACCACCACGGUUUCUCCCUCAACUUCUCCAACACAAAUUUCCGGCUCUUUUUCGGCUUCAUCCUCCUCGAGUGCUACUUUCUCAGUUUCAACGUAUGAAGGUGCUGCUCAGAAGCUUGGACUUGGGUUUCUACUUGCACUGCCCUUGGCGUUAAUCUAG
Lachancea nothofagi CBS 11611 is the source of this 1119-nucleotide messenger RNA. The record is from the annotation of a GenBank genome assembly. NCBI's taxonomy places the organism in Eukaryota, Fungi, Ascomycota, Saccharomycetes, Saccharomycetales, Saccharomycetaceae.